AUGGAGAUUUUCAACAAAUUGGAGAUUAAUAUACCCUUCUCUGAAGCUUUGCAACAAAUGCCUUCAUAUGCUAAAUUUUUUAAGGAACUCCUCACUAAGAAAAGGAAGUACAUUGAAGAGGAAACCAUUGAAUUAAAAGAUCCAGGAAGUUUCACCAUUCCUUGCACUAUAGGAAAUAUAUCUGUUGGAAGGGCAUUAAUUGAUUUGAGAGCCAGUAUCAAUCUGAUGCCGCUCUUUAUGUUUAAGGAGAUUGAAGGUUUAGAACUCAAGCCUACUCGGAUGACUCUUCAACUAGUAGAUAGAUCUCUAAAAUAUCCUUAUGGGGUAGCUGAAGAUGUGCUUGUGAAGGUAGACAAGUUUCUAUUUCCUGUGGACUUUGUUAUCAUGGAGAUGGAGGAGGAUGUGAAUGUUCCUCCCAUUCUUUGGAGACCAUUUAUGAAGACUGUAAGAGUCUUAAUUAAUGUGGAGAAUGGCAAGCUUAAAGUAAGAGUUCAAGAUGAAGAAGUGAAUUUUGACGUGUUUGAAGCCAUGUCAUAUCCCAAGGAUGAUAAAGCAUGUUUCCAGUUUGACACACUUGAUGAAGUGUGUAUGGUGUAA
Molecule: messenger RNA, 597 nt
Organism: Vigna umbellata (rice bean)
Lineage: Eukaryota; Viridiplantae; Streptophyta; Magnoliopsida; Fabales; Fabaceae
Source: RefSeq, a predicted model, not a curated record